This is a messenger RNA of Polistes canadensis, 1598 nucleotides long. Its product is annotated as cytochrome P450 4C1-like. The coding region runs from base 125 to 1525 and encodes 466 amino acids. The transcript has 12 exons. The record is from RefSeq and is a predicted model, not a curated record. Gene Ontology annotation, molecular function: oxidoreductase activity, acting on paired donors, with incorporation or reduction of molecular oxygen; heme binding; iron ion binding. Lineage: Eukaryota; Metazoa; Arthropoda; Insecta; Hymenoptera; Vespidae.
GUCUUAUGUUAAAUCAACACCAAAGAAAAAAUAAUAGUCUAUAUAUAUUACUAGUAACAAUGAUUACAUUCGUAGGAUAUUUAUCUUUUCCAUAAAUCUGAUCAAUAUCAUAAUUAUAUAAGAUAUGAUGUUCCUUACGAUCUUCUUAAGCUCAAUUCUAUUACUAUUUGUUCUGCACUGCAAAAUAAAAUAUGGAAGAAUUGGAAGAAUACUUGACUGUCUUCCAGGACCAAAAGAAUAUCCCAUAAUUGGAAAUAUUCAUAAUCUAUACGAUGAAAAUUUCAUUCAAAAAGCUUGGGAACUAAAUAAUAAGUAUUUUCCAAUUUACAAAGUAUGGGUCUUUUCAUAUUAUGCAGUAAUUCUACUUCAUCCGAAUGAUAUUAAGGUUCUGAUGACGAGCACGGAAAAUAUUGAUAAAGAAUAUGUUUAUUACUUCUUGAGGCCUUGGUUAUCGUAUGGAUUGCUGACUAGUACAGGUAAGAAAUGGCAAAAAAGGCGGAAAAUGUUAACACCCGCAUUCCACUUUAAAAUUCUGGAACAUAGUGUUACGAUUUUCAACAAAGAAGCACACUGCCUAGUUGAAUCCCUUAAACAAGAAAGACAAGGAGACGCUAUUGCUAAAAAUUUACAAACAUUCAUUACGCAACAUACACUAAACAUAAUAUGUGAAACAGCUCUAGAUACCUCUUUAAAAGAAAGAAAAGAAAUUGAAUCUAAGUAUCGUGAUGCUGUUCACGCUUUCGGAAGAAUCGCGGCGUAUAGAUUCAUAAGACCUUGGUACUAUGUAAACUGUAUAUUUGGACUUUCUUCAGUUGGUCGACUUCACAAAAAAGUAUUGAACAUAUUACAUAGUUUUUCAAAAGACAUAAUUGCAGAAAGAAAACAAUUUCACGAAAAAACUAAUGGAAAGUAUUUAUACCAAUUUGAAGAAACGGAAAAUAUCGACACUUCCCUUCAAAACUUAGAAGAAACGAAUACAAAUUCAACACAAAAGAAAAGACUCUCUAUGCUUGAUCUACUCAUAGCCGCUUCUCUAAAUGGUAAUCAAAUUGAUGACGAAGGAAUUCGAGAGGAAGUAGAUACUUUUAUGUUUGAGGGUCACGACACAACGGCAAUGGCAUUGAUCUUUGCUUUGAGUCUCUUUGCAAAACACCAAGAUGUCCAGGUAUUCCUUCCAAUCCAAUAUGAUUAUUUAAUCCCGUCGGGAACAAUAUGCACUGUUCAAAUAUAUAGUGUACACAGAAAUCCAAGAUAUUGGCCAGAUCCUAAUGUUUUUGAUCCCGAUAGAUUUUUGCCAGAAAAUGUUAAAGGACAUUAUCCUUACUCAUAUAUUCCAUUCAGCGCAGGCCCAAGAAACUGUAUUGGUCAAAAAUAUGCAAUGUUAGAGCUUAAACUGAUAGUAGCACAUAUAGUGCGAAAUUUUUACUUGGAACCAAUCGAUAACAUUGAUGAUAUUGUAAUGGCAACAGAUAUAACCUUAAGCUCUUCUAAACCACUUCGAGUAAAAUUUAUUCCUGUUAAAUAAUUAUAAUUUUACAUUAUAUUUUCUAUAAAAUCAUGUAUUUAUAUAUUGGAACACAACUAUAGAUAAUCUUAUU